Episyrphus balteatus (marmalade hoverfly) is the source of this 2931-nucleotide messenger RNA. RefSeq lists its product as uncharacterized. The record is from RefSeq and is a predicted model, not a curated record. The transcript has a single exon. Lineage: Eukaryota; Metazoa; Arthropoda; Insecta; Diptera; Syrphidae. The coding region runs from base 1167 to 2111 and encodes 314 amino acids.
AUUUGUUUUUAACUCUCAAGAAUCAUACCAUACUUCCUUCCCCAUUUCUUCUAUGAAUCCUUUGUAAUUCUCAAAAGGCAAAAAAAGUUCAUUAUAUACUAAAAUACCUCAGGACAUUCAUUCGACCAACCCCUAUUCUAUUAUUGAAGAGAUGCUAUGAAACGAAAAUAUGCUUCUACUGCUGCCAACAAAUGAACGAACAUAAUUUUCAACAAAUUCAAGGCAACUAAAUACUCCGAACCGAUGAAGGAGCUGUAUAGUAUACGAAGAAGUUAUCCCUUACUUGUGUGUUUCCCUUUUGCCAAUUCAACAAACUAAUCUUGAAUCAUCCAUCCGUCUUCCCUUUCCAUUGGAAACAGCUGUGUGUGGGGAUGGAUGACAGGAGGACAGAGGACAAGACACUGUGUCAGUUCAGUUCAUCGGAAAUCUCACUGAAAUCCUCCAGCAAAACUCCAGGUAUCAUCUCUCUACGUACAUAUAUAACCUCUCUACUACACAUAGCAUUCCAUGUAACGAACAACAACAACUCAAAACUCAAGCAGCCGUCACUUCAGCCCGUCGUUCGUCGGUAUCAGUCGUCAGGCAGAAGAAACAACCAUCCAGUCACGGCCGUUAGUUGAACAUUUUCAGGUCUGUGAAAUACAACGACGAACAACUACUCUAGAACCACCCCAAGAAUAACUUUUCAUCGAGAUUCGAAACGAAUUCGAGACGAGAGACUCUACAGAGAGCAAAACCGGAUGAGGCAACAACAAUAGCAUAGCAGUAGCAGAUAGCAAUAGUACAGCAACAGCACCGAUACCUCUACUACGUAGGAAAGAAUCCAUACCAAACCAAACACAAGCGCAAAAAGGAAAGGCUGUGUGAAACCAUUUUCAAGUACGCCAUCGACCGAGAGUCACGCCAGCCUGAAGCCCGUCGUCGUCGUUGUUGUCAGCCAGCUGCUGCUCUUCAACUGUGUGAGAUAUAUCAAGGAGAAUAUUAUAACAACAACACUUUGCGUUGCGUCGGACUCGGUUUUGGUUUUUGGUUCGUCUUCGAACGGUUUUCAGUGUUUUGGAGUCUUUUGGUUCAGUUAGUUUUGAUAUUGACGAGACGAGAACAGCACGUGAGUAAGGAGACAACGUUUUUGAGAGAGAAUUUUUGAAAAAUUGUAUACAAACAAAAUGGAGAAAGGACACAAGAUGCCGAUGCGCAAUAACAGAAGAUGCAUCAUCUAUGGCUGCAGUUCAUCAUCGGUCACUAACCCCGAUUUGAAGUUCUUUCGUUUUCCGUUACCGGAAUCUCCGGAUUAUCAAAUAUGGCUGUCAGCUUGCAAAGAUUCUUACAAUCAGAUAAGGAUUUUAAAGAAGCCUCUUGUUUGUUCGCUACACUUUGAAACUCGGGAUGUUGGAGGUCGUCGACUUAAUCCGAGGGCCUAUCCCAAAUUGAGGCUUGUCCCAUCCGAAGAGUACGUGACAAUUCAGGGCGAAAAACAAAAAAUGCAGUUUUUAAACAAAGUGAUGGAAGAAUGGCUCUUACGGAACCGGCCUUACCGUGAUAUCUACGGAAGGGUCCUUCUUUCAAAGGCUAAGGAGGCGGCAGACCUUUUGGACAUUCCAAGCUUUAAUCCCAACAAACUUUGGUUGCAAGAUUUCAACGAAGAAAUUGCUGCACCUGGCUCAAAACUACUGGGAAAAGUUGCACCUUGCGGUUUAUCAUUACAAAUGGCCGACGUUAUUAGAGACUUGAGACAGCUUGAACAAGACCAAAAGGCCGUACAGGAUCAUUUGGCGGCGGAAAAUUCAAUCGAAAUCAGCGAUGACGAUGAUUACGAUGAUGGUGACUUUAGUGAUAGCUAUGCCGACUUAUCUUCAAAGCUUGAGGUUUCUGUAACGGUUGACGAAGAAAGCAGCGAUUAUUAUGAACCUGGGGCGAAAAUGCCAAAACUCCAAUCGAUACUUUUGGAUCUUGACGAAGAAGAAGCUUCGGAGAAAAAGAAAAGCAUCGCCACAUACCGAGAAGCCUUGAAAUAUUUGAAGCCCCUUGAAGAUUUCGCCCUGCAAAAAGAAGAUUUCAGAGCUAUAGGCUUACUGACGCAGCUUGAAGCUAUUUUUAAGCAACAAGAGUAGAAGAAAUAUAUUUGUUCUUAUAAUUUUGUUUAUAACAAAGAAAAAAACAUUUAUGUAAAUAAUUUUUUUAAAGUUAAGUCCUUAAAUGUAAAAUAGUUUGUAAGUUUUACCAAAAAAUAAUAAGAAGCUAUUUAUAGAAAACAUAUUAUCUGAAAUUGUCUUGUCUUUGUAUUUCCUUUUAUGUGUUUUCAAGAGUCGAAUUUUUUUCUGGCAGAGAUUUUCCCUCGAUUCAGGUCUUGCGCAGAAUAGAUUUGGGGCUCUCUCCCAGCUACAGAGUUUUAGUGGGAAUCUUUCCUCGAGCACUUUUCAAGGCAUUUGUGUUAUGUUCGUAGUUCGUAGAGCUUGAGAUUUAUCGACCAGGGGUUGUUUUUUUUUCGUUUCUAUGUGCUAUGUGAGCAUUGGGUCGUUGUAUGUAUUCCUAUUCAUAGAAGAAAUCUACCAGGAUAUUUCUAGAAUUUUUUUUAUUUAGGUACAUAAUGUAUGUAGUAUACGUAAACUGGGAUUUCCAGAAAUUCAAUAUUUCGAAGGAAAAAGUUAUUAUGGCAUCACAUAGUCUUGAGAUUUGAACAGUUUUAGACAGGUAGUAGGUAGUUCAAAGAAAUAACCUUUUAUAAGGGAUUACCAAAUGCAUUGUGGAUUGGUGUGGGUUAGGUAUAGAUACUUGGAAAACUUUAUGACAUUGGAAAAAGGCAGAUUGCCAAAGGUUUUAUCUGUCGAAUUGCUUGUGGAUUAUGAUUUCAGGUCAUUAUUAGGGGACAAUUCGAUUAUAAUCUGAAGUUUUUUCACAGCUUCGAGGGUGUGUGUGUAUGUGUAUGUAGGU